Molecule: messenger RNA, 510 nt
Organism: Onychomys torridus (southern grasshopper mouse)
Lineage: Eukaryota; Metazoa; Chordata; Mammalia; Rodentia; Cricetidae
Product: C-C motif chemokine 12-like
Exons: 3
Coding region: 44-343 (99 amino acids)
Biological process (GO): immune response; inflammatory response; positive regulation of GTPase activity
Cellular component (GO): extracellular region
Molecular function (GO): CCR chemokine receptor binding; chemokine activity
Source: RefSeq, a predicted model, not a curated record
UCCUGAAGCCUCCAGCUUUCAUUCCGAAGCCUUUGACCUCAACAUGAAAAUCUCUACCGCACUUCUGUGCCUGCUGCUCAUAGCUGCCACCAUCAGCCCACAGGUGUUAGCUGGGCCAGAUUCAGUGUUUGUCCCAGUCACCUGCUGUUAUAAGAUGACUAAUCAGAAGAUCCCAGUGCGGAGGCUGAAGAGCUACCAGAGAAUCACCAGCACCCAAUGUCCCUGGAAAGCUGUGAUCUUUAGGACCAUAAUGGAUAAGGAGAUCUGUGCUGACCCCAAGGAGAAGUGGGUUGAGAACUCCAUAAAGCACUUGGAUCGGAAGUCUCAAACUCAGCAUCCUUGAACCUUCAUGUCUAGGCUGAGAGCCCCAUGGAAAUCUUCUGUAUUUUCCCCUAACCUUUCCCCAGGGGCAGUGCGAUGGUAAUUUAUUGCGAUGUCUAAAGAGAGAUGCUUUUAAUAAUUUAAAACAUAGACUUGCUUAAAUAAUAUUUAAUGAUAUUUAAGUUAUAU